Molecule: messenger RNA, 3617 nt
Organism: Colius striatus (speckled mousebird)
Lineage: Eukaryota; Metazoa; Chordata; Aves; Coliiformes; Coliidae
Gene: PEMT
Product: phosphatidylethanolamine N-methyltransferase
Exons: 8
Coding region: 47-799 (250 amino acids)
Biological process (GO): phosphatidylcholine biosynthetic process
Molecular function (GO): phosphatidylethanolamine N-methyltransferase activity
Source: RefSeq, a predicted model, not a curated record
CGAAGCCGCGGCCUCGGGGAGGCCCGGGCCGCGGCGGGGGGAGGAGAUGGAGGUGGGGGGCCGCGACCCCGGUUGCUUCACCGGGCAGGGUCGAAGUCCAGCCGCCGUCAGCUCGGGCCGCCCUCCCGCCGCCGCGGCCGGACACACGCUCGUAGCCCGCGACGGAGGCGGCCGGGCCCGCGGCGAGGUGGAUGUGACAGCCAUGAUGCGGCUCUUUGGCUACGUGGAUGUGACUGACUCUGGUUUCAUUGCAGCUGUUCUCUCCAUCAUCUUUAACCCUCUCUUCUGGAAUGUGGUAGCCAGAUGGGAGCACAAAACACGAGCGCUCAGCCGAGCCUUUGGCUCUCCACGUGCUGCCUGCUACUGCCUGGGUGCUGUGAUCCUGCUGCUUAACUGUGUGCGCAGCCAUUGCUUCACAGAAGCCAUGAAGAGCCAGCCAAAGCUAGAGGGCUUGGACUGCCACUGGGCCUAUUACUCUGGCUUGGCCAUCUUGGCUGUAGGGACCUUGUUUGUCGUCUCCAGCUUCUUAGCACUUGGAUUCACUGGAACAUUCCUGGGUGAUUACUUUGGCAUUCUGAUGGAGGCAAAAGUGACCAGCUUCCCCUUCAGUGUCCUGGAUAAUCCCAUGUACUGGGGCAGCACAGCCAUCUACCUGGGCUGGUCCCUCAUGCAUGCAAGCCCAGCUGGCCUUUUGCUGACAGCUGUAGUGGCAAUUUCCUACACAAUUGCAGUGCUGUACGAGGGGCCUUUCACGGAGGAAAUCUAUCGGCAGAAGCAGAAGAGAACGAAGAACAAGUAGCAACAGGGAGGCUGCCGCUCUUCAGAAGGGAGCAGAAGGUACCAGAGUCUGGGGACAUGUCCAGGACACACAAAGACCUUUGUCCAUGCUGGAUGCUGGCGAGAUGCUGCUGCCUCUGAGCGAACUGCGAGCUAGAAGAUGGCAUGAGAUGGGAUGGAAAUGGGACCCAGCUUUGCCACGUGGUUUCUGCCACCUUGAAGGGGAGUUUUUUUCUAUGGCAGGAGAGUGAGGUGUCACCCCACUUAGUGAAGCCCCCGUGGAGUCGGGCCACCAUACCCCACCUCUUGGCCCGUGCUUGGCGCCUGUGACGCUUGUUUGGCCACUGGUAAGGAAGGCAGCAGCUCGGAGCCACCCGCCAGAGCACACACUGCUUCCCCAGCCCUGCACCGCCACACUGGCCCUCAGCGGCUGUGGCAAGUUCAUCUCAGCUCUAGCACACACCAAAGAUGAGAGAAGGGGAGCAAAUGCAGAAAGUCCAGAUGCCACGGUAUGGCACGAGACUGCUGUGGGAGCUGCUCGGGGUGGCGUCUCCAAGGGAGCGCUCGCCUCCUCUUGCCUGCAUGACUCAAGGAAUCGGCGAUUUAAGACAUGUCUCAGGCUUUCAAAUUCUCAGUUAAUCAAAUCCCAAAUGCUAAAAAGAAUCAGGAGACAUGAAAAAUGUUGCUAAAGAAGUAGGGGGUGGGGGAAGGAAACAAAUAAACCCACCCCCCACAGUCCCCUGUGACAGAGCGGCCCGCUUGUGCAUCAUAUCUCAUCUGGGAAAAAUUAUAUGUUGUGAAUUACGUGCUUCUUUUGAAAAGCCUUAAAGCAGAUUUAAUAAAAUGAGACAAGCUAAUAAUAUAGGGAAUGAAUAGCAACCCUGGAUGCUGCAUCUUGAUUUAAUCAGAUGCUUUUCCCUAGGGGGACGAGCAAGAGCUAUAGCUAAAGCCUCCCAUCCCUUCCCUACCCAGCUGCUCCCCUCUUCCUCCAGCCUGCUGCUCCUUCUCCUGUCCCAGGGGAGAGGGAUUUGAGGUCCCACAAGACCUCGCUGUUCACCAGCAAAUGGUGGGAAACACAGAGCCCAUGCUGAUUAUUUGUGAGCAGGCCAAGGAGCAGCAGUCUGGGGUGUUGUGCACCACACAAACAGAGGGUCCUGUCUGAGCAACAAGUCCCAAACCUGGGCAAGAGAAGCAGGAACUAGGGAGCUGAGAAAGCCAGACUGGGGAGUGGGUUUGGCUCUGUGUGCAUAUAGCAAAGCACCACUCUGGAGCCAGGGAACACCAUAGCAGUGCAGGGGGACAAGCCCUUGGUAGGACAUGAAGCAUCUUAACAGCAGAGAUAAGGAGCUCCUGUUGGGUGUGCUCCUCUCCACAUCCCGGGACAGGCAGCAGGGUCUGCAUGUGCCAGGGCGAGAAAAGCACAAAUGCCUGUUCCAGUCUUGGACCCACAGGACCCUGCCACAAACCGAGACCGGCUCAGCCUCGCACUGACAACACUUCCCAGCUCAAAUCAAAGUCAUGUUCUGAUGUAAUUGUUCUUUUCCAAGUAUCCCCCCGCUCGCCUGUCCCUGGGCCGGGCGUGAUGUGCGCUCCUGGUACAUUUUGCUUCCUCUGUCUUUGCAGAGGCUGGUGUUGCUGUGAGCUCUGUUUUGCUGCUCGCACAGUUCGUCCAAGGCAGACCCUGGGGAGCCACAUGUUCUGUCGCUGGGAUGUUUGUGUGACUUUCGUGGAAUUUCCUUCCCUCAGCCACUUGCUUGUGGCUGCCAGGCGGGUUUUGUUCGUUGGCAGGUGGCUGGUAAACGCGGGAGGGUGCAAAUAGGGAAAGAAAUAGCAAGAAAUGGGGGAUUGAUCCAUGCUGAAGAUGUUCAAUUCCAUUAGAAGUGUCUGUGGUUGCUGGGUUUUCAUGUAGAGUAGCCUGCCUGCGGCUCUUGCUGUACCCAGCAGCUGCAUGAAGAAGCCUGUGUCCUCUAAAAGCGGGCAAGGAGCAGAGGAUCAAAAUCGGAGCAGGUAGUACAGCAGCCGUGGGCCAAAAUGCUGUUUUAUCUGCCUCUGCUGAAGACUCAGGCUAUUUGCAGUCAGGUCAGGAAUAGGUGGUGAUUUUUAAGAGAGUCAUAACUGUGGGGAGGCUUUGCCUCACAGUGAGGUGGAUCCUUUAUCAUCCAUCACUGGCAGUCAGCUCCCAGCAAAUGCAUUCUGCUUUCACCAGGAGAUGAGUUUCUCGCUCAUCCUGGGGUACUCAGACUAAUGCCUUGUAAUGCUCCUCUCCAGAGACUCUGCGUGAGGAGCUGGGCUCUGGGACAGCACAGCCACCCCCACACCCUCUCCCCAGGUGCUUCUGCAGCCAUCAUUUCUCCUCCACCCUCCCAGGGUCCCUGUCUUUGCUUCAGGGGGGCUCCUGGUAGUGUGGCUCCAGUCACAACCUGCACCCUGAGCUGACCCACAGGAUCCCGGUGGCACACUUGCCUCCCAGUGUGCUCUGCCUUUGCUGUCACUGAGGAGCCUUUGGGAGGGAGAAAAAGGAUUUUCCAUUGCUCAAAACUGUUAACCUAAAAGUAGGCUUCAAGUAGGCUAUUUUUACCCAUUCCUGGCACUCUUAAUAGUUGUAUGGGUAACAACAAACACCAAUCAUAGAAUAAUUUGGGUUUGAAGGGAUCUUUAAAGGUCAUUGAGAUAACUUGAUUUGUCUGUCCCCCAGAGAUUGGCACCUCUUCUUCCCCCCGUUGUUUUCCAUCAACUGCUUCAAUUAAAUGAUCUCUGUUAUUUUGGGGUGAUACAUGUAUGCUCUUGUAAUUGGCUCUUAAAUCUCUUUGCUGUCUAGCACACAGAUCAAUAAAUACGGG